This is a messenger RNA of Colletotrichum phormii, 1158 nucleotides long. RefSeq lists its product as uncharacterized. The transcript has a single exon. The coding region runs from base 239 to 841 and encodes 200 amino acids. NCBI's taxonomy places the organism in Eukaryota, Fungi, Ascomycota, Sordariomycetes, Glomerellales, Glomerellaceae. The record is from RefSeq and is a predicted model, not a curated record.
GUCUAUUGUCAGGAAAAUCUGUUGACAGGCGGCUUUGUUGACUACACCACUACUAACGGACUACUACCUAAGAGAAUGCAGGACACCAGGAGUCGCCGGUGCAGUAACAUCUACAACCACGGUGAUGACGAUGACGAUGGGAUAGGAACCAGGCUUUCUGUCGGUCUACGGAUAAUGAUCCAGAACGGAAAAGAGCGACAGUCUCGUGGCAUGUGCCGUUGGGUCAAGCCCUUCAGAGAUGCUUAAAACCAAGCAUCAUGAAAAGGAACGCAUAGUGGCAUUCAAAAACACAUACAUGCGUUGCCGGCCGGCACCGAUGGAUCUAUGCAAAAACACCAAUAUUGAAGCCACUGCUUGUCCCCAUCCACAGCAAUGCAACAUGCCUGCUCAGGGCCGAUCUUGUCUCUAUUUUCAGCAUCGACCCGUCGUUCUUUGCUCCAAGCACCUCCGCUUCUGCCAGCCUGGCGUGCCUAGCCCGGCCAAUUCUUCUUCAGGGUCUUCCAAGCACGUCUCCACCUUCCCCCGGGCCCCUCCCAGCAUUCGUCAUUCUCCCCGGCCCCGUCCAAGAAUCCGGAUUCCACAGCUUUUCCAGAACUCGGCAUUCGUCGUCGCACCACUGGUGCCGUGCCCUACAAUUUACAGUGUCGACAACACGGUCAACACCCCUAGGAUAUGUGAGGCGUCUAUGGGGAAGGGGUCAAGAAUUUCUCGGACGACGGGCAUCAUCGCCUCACUGGGCCAUAACAUUUGCCUUCCGCGGCGGCCGACGUCACUUCCGCGCUCGAGGGUCUUCGCCCUUCACCGAGGGCCCCUGCAACAACAGUCAACAGGACUGCUGUAACGGUACAGCCUGCAGGAUGACGAUGUCGACAAUAAGUUGCCAUUCAGACUGCGCCCGAAGCAUCUUGGAAUGUCAGCGAGAACUCUGAUCAAACAAUUUGUCGGCUCAUAACUGAUGCCUCUCCGUGCGUCAUUUGUUCCGAGCAAUGGGCAACCUCCAGAUGAACCACCCAGCCAACAGUUGUUUGAGGGAAACUGAGAACCCAAUGACUGCGUUUUGCCUAGCUUUUACACUUCAGGGUCCCCUUUAUUCGAAGCUCUGUUUCCUAGCGCCCUCGUCAUGGGUUCCUCUUCUUCCCACAUCCCGGCACAUUGUCG